Caenorhabditis remanei is the source of this 1257-nucleotide messenger RNA. RefSeq lists its product as uncharacterized. The transcript has 8 exons. Gene Ontology annotation, biological process: retrograde vesicle-mediated transport, Golgi to endoplasmic reticulum; endoplasmic reticulum to Golgi vesicle-mediated transport. The coding region runs from base 1 to 1257 and encodes 418 amino acids. NCBI's taxonomy places the organism in Eukaryota, Metazoa, Nematoda, Chromadorea, Rhabditida, Rhabditidae. Gene Ontology annotation, cellular component: COPII-coated ER to Golgi transport vesicle; membrane; endoplasmic reticulum. The record is from RefSeq and is a predicted model, not a curated record.
AUGGAUCUCGGAACUUCUGAGAUUCGACAGCGAAAAGGAAUCACAAAAAUCGUCGAGGAUUUUGAUAUAUUCGAAAAAGUUGUGGAGAAUGUGAAAGAAGAAAAGAAAGCGUCGUCUGGUGCAAUCUCCUUCGUCUGUUUCACCAUCAUUUUCUGCCUUUUUUGCACGGAAACCUACACAUUUCUAUUCCAUAAGAAAUAUGACUAUCGAAUGCCACUCCUUGAUUUGGAUAUGGUUAUCAACACUCCAUGCUCAGUGCUUCAAGUAGCAAGUUCAUCCGAUGAAUAUUCCGGUGGCGAUGGCUUAUUGAGGCAGACGAUUCAGAAAAAUCCGACCAGAUUCGAUUUCACUGACGAGGAGCAAAUGUAUUGGACAAUUCUACGUCAUGCACACGACCAGUACAAUAGGAGAGGGAUGAGAGCUUUAGAAGAGUUGGAGUAUGUCGAUGACGAAAUUGAAACAAAUCUAGAGCACUUGGCGAAUGAGAAACAAGAGGAAGAGGCUGCACACAUUAAAGAACAAAGAAUGAAAAAUAAACAGACGAAACAUAGAGGGACCGGACAGAUUAUGUUCCUUGUUAGCAAUGGCAUGGGAAUGUUCCAACUCGUAGCUGACAAUGGAGGAGCUGAUGGCGAAGAUGGAAAAGCUUGUCGUCUACAUGGAAAAUUCAAAGUCAGGAAAGGAAAAGAGGAGAAAAUUGUCAUGUCUAUUAGUAAUCCCUUACUUAUGUUCGAACACCAGGAGAAACAACCUGGCAACAUCUCUCAUAGAAUUGAAAAAUUCAAUUUUGGACCGAGAAUCCCUGGAUUGGUUACACCACUGGCUGGAGCAGAGCAUAUUAGUGAAUCAGGGCAAGACAUCUACCGAUACUUUAUCAAAAUAGUGCCAACCAAGAUCUAUGGGUACUUCACUCACACAUUAGCAUAUCAAUAUUCGGUUACAUUCUUGAAGAAGCAAUUGAAGGAAGGAGAGCACUCUCAUGGAGGAAUAUUGUUUGAGUAUGAGUUUACUGCUAAUGUCAUCGAGGUUCAUAAGUCAUCUGUAACCCUCUUCUCCUACCUUAUCCGAAUCUGUUCUAUCCUUGGAGGUGUCUACGCGACGAGUACAAUCAUCAACAACGUUGUACAACUCCUGCUGUCUCUUGUCUACACUGAUAAAAGUCAAUUGAAUCAAUUCCAAAAGUUGCAUGAGUCUCGAAACAGUUUAUCAACGGAUUCUGCGGCGUUUGUGAUGGAUGCAAAUAUGCGAGUUCACUAA